UCAAAACACAACUCCAAAUCAAAUUCUCAAGCCAUCCUCUCGCUUGACUCUCCAUUCCCAUCUGAAACAGCCUCCGAUUAGCAGACAUCGGCCAUGGCAGCCCCUCCUCUCCCCCAUCCCCACCCUCGCCUUUUCCCCACCCCAAAUUCCGGUCUCCUAAUGUCCGAUGGAGUAAUGGAUAACUCAGUUUUCCACCAAAGGGACACAUAUGAUUUGAACAGCAAGAUCAUGCUCACUGCAAUUGUAUCAUUAUCAUUUGUUGUAGUUCUAGUUGUAAUCCUCCAUCUUUACGCAAGAUGUAUUCUCAGACGCCAAGCUCGUCAAAGGGCUAUGAUUCGCAGCCUGGGAUUCACAACCACCGAUGCCCAUAACCACCCCGGUGAGCCACCCAAGAUCGGUCUUGAUCCCGCCGUCAUUGCUUCACUUCCCAUAUUUGUCUAUAAGCAGACUGCCAUUGGCGAAAACGAUGACUCAUCAUCAGUAGAAUGUGCUGUCUGUUUAAGCGUUCUUGAGGAUCAAGAAAAGGCGAGGCUUUUACCUAAUUGCAACCAUACUUUCCAUGCAGAGUGUAUAGAUAAAUGGUUGAGUUCACAUUCUACUUGCCCCAUCUGCCGCUCGGAGGCUGAGCCAAGGAUUCAGCCGGUGGCCCGUGAGGGUCCGGUUGGCGGUGCAGCAGCAGCUCCGCCGUUGGAGGAUGUGAAUUCUACAUUAACUGUGUGCGUAGAGGGGACGUCAGAUGGCGUCAAUCAAGUUUCUAGCAAUAAGGCAGCUGCCGGGGGCUCAAUUUCUCGGUUGAGCUCUUUUCGAAGGAUACUUAGCCGGGAAAGAUCAUCAAGAAGGCUUCAAUCCGAGGCUCAAGAAGAAGGCUUCCAAGAUCUAGAGAGACAGUAAUUUUUGGUAUUAUAGCAUAUCCACUAAUUACACUAUUUUUUUUUUCAGUUUAUUACAGGAUUUUAUGUAAUUAAACAUUUAUAGAUUAUCAGGCUUCACAUGAUAAGGUAUGAUGUCAUUGACAAAUAAUUCAUACA
Molecule: messenger RNA, 1028 nt
Organism: Manihot esculenta (cassava)
Lineage: Eukaryota; Viridiplantae; Streptophyta; Magnoliopsida; Malpighiales; Euphorbiaceae
Product: RING-H2 finger protein ATL40
Exons: 1
Coding region: 94-891 (265 amino acids)
Source: RefSeq, a predicted model, not a curated record